AUUUUAAUAUCAAUAAUAAUAUUUAUUUAAAUAAAUUAAAGAAAAAGAGAUAAUGGAGGAAGAUAAAAUAGUUUAUGGUGGAAUAGAAGCUGGUGGCACAGGUUUUGGAUUAGCAAUUGCAGUUGGUAAACCAUCAAAUAUUGUUGAUAAAAUAUCUAUACCAACAACAAGUGUCGAAGAAACAAAAGAAAAAGUUUUAGAGUGGUUUAAAUCAAAAGGUGAAAUUAACUCUUUAGGUUUAGCAUCAUUUGGACCAAUCGAUUUAGAUGAAACCAGUCCAACCUAUGGUUAUAUUACAACCACACCAAAACCAAAUUGGGGUAAUACCGAUAUUUUAGGAUGGUUCAAAGAUUUUAAAUGUCCAAAAGGUUUUGAUACAGAUGUUAAUGGCGCUGCAAUUAGUGAAACUUUUCAUAAUCUCCACAAAAGAGGUUCCGUCUCAUCGUGUGUAUAUAUAACUGUUGGAACUGGUGUUGGUGUUGGUGUAGUUGUAAAUGGUAAACCAAUUCAUGGUUUAGUACACCCAGAAGGUGGUCAUACAUUUGCAAGAAUUUUAAAUGAUGAUAAAUUUGAGGGUACUUGCCCAUUCCAUAAAAAUUGCAUUGAAGGUUUAGUUAGCACAGGUGCCAUUUCAAAGAGAUUAGGAAUUACAGCAGAUAAACUUUCACAAAUACCAGAUGAUGAUCCAGUAUGGAGAACUAUUGGUCACUACUUGGGCCAAUUAUGUGCAAACAUUACAUGUUUUAUCUCUCCAGAAGUUAUUGUAUUGGGUGGUGGUGUUUUAAAUCGUUCAAUUCUUUAUGAAAUCGUUAGAGAAGAAACUAUCAAAAUUUUAAACAGUUACAUUAAAACCAAAUAUUUAACACCAGAACACAUCAAUCAAUAUAUUGUUCAAUCACCAUUUGGAAGUAAUGCUGGUUUAGUAGGUUCAUUAGAAUUAGCAAGAAGAGCUUUAAUUGACUCAAAACAAUAA
Dictyostelium purpureum is the source of this 973-nucleotide messenger RNA. RefSeq lists its product as uncharacterized. The record is from RefSeq and is a predicted model, not a curated record. Bases 53 to 973 code for a protein of 306 amino acids. NCBI's taxonomy places the organism in Eukaryota, Evosea, Eumycetozoa, Dictyosteliales, Dictyosteliaceae. The transcript is spliced from 3 exons.